CACAGAUUCCGCCCCAGAAAACGAAGUCAGAAAGAAACCAAGAAGCCGUCUCCACUUCUUCCGCGUCCCUUCGCGUCUCUGUCUCAUCUUCCCUUCCAGCAAUUUCCACAUACCCUCAAAAAGCCUAAUAAUGGAUCACACUGCGUGCCCGCACAAGCUUUAUUUAGCAAGUCCCACCUCAGCUCUGUAUAAAAACCUCCGGUACAGCAUCCCACUUCCUCCAGCGUAACAGAGAACAGUUAAAGAUGGCUUGUAAGAGCUCCGGAGGAGAUGCAGGGGAUGGGAGAGUGUUCGAAUGCAAGACGUGCAGGAGAAAGUUUUCAUCUUUUCAGGCGUUGGGCGGGCAUAGAACGAGUCACAAGAGGAUGGGAGGAGGGCAGGUGAGGAUUGAGAGGAUGAAGAAGGUGCAUGGCUGUCCUGUGUGUGGGGUGGAGUUUCGCAUGGGGCAGGCGUUGGGAGGGCAUAUGACUAGGCAUAGGCGUCGACGAUAUUGUGAGGAUAAGAAGGCCGCGGAGGUGGUACUGUUUGAUCUCAAUUUGCCGCCGGUGCAGUUGGAUCAGUGUUUCAGUUGGGAUGUGCCUCUGUUUCAUUUCUUCUGAUAUGGUGACAUGCAUGUUGGACUCUCUGUCUCUCUCUCUCUCUUUCUCUCUCUAAGUGAUUUCAAAAUUGACUUUGAAUGAAAUUUUU
This is a messenger RNA of Phalaenopsis equestris, 687 nucleotides long. Its product is annotated as zinc finger protein ZAT7-like. Bases 246 to 599 code for a protein of 117 amino acids. The transcript has a single exon. NCBI's taxonomy places the organism in Eukaryota, Viridiplantae, Streptophyta, Magnoliopsida, Asparagales, Orchidaceae. The record is from RefSeq and is a predicted model, not a curated record.